Tripterygium wilfordii is the source of this 1457-nucleotide messenger RNA. RefSeq names its product galactinol synthase 2-like. The record is from RefSeq and is a predicted model, not a curated record. The coding region runs from base 145 to 1158 and encodes 337 amino acids. Gene Ontology annotation, molecular function: glycosyltransferase activity. Lineage: Eukaryota; Viridiplantae; Streptophyta; Magnoliopsida; Celastrales; Celastraceae. The transcript has 4 exons.
UCUCCUCAUCUCAAAACCUCAAACUUUCUUGCUUAAAUCUCACUUUUUUUCUCUCAAAUCAAACACAUCUUUUCACUACCCAUCACCCAGAAGACCAAACCAUCCUUAAACGACACAAAAGUCUCAAAACUUAACUUGGAAAAAAUGGCUCCUGAUAUCAGUACCAAUGGCACAACUACCUUAACCAAGAGGGCUAGCAUAUCUAGCUGUGCAUAUGUGACUUUCUUGGCAGGGAAUGGUGACUACGUGAAAGGCGUGGUUGGGCUGGCCAAGGGCUUGAGGAAGGCCAAUAGCAAGUACCCACUUGUGGUGGCCAUCUUGCCUGAUGUCCCGGAGGAUCACAGGAAGAUACUGCUGGAACAGGGCUGCAUAGUCAAGGAGAUCGAGCCUGUUUACCCUCCACAGAACCAGACCCAGUUCGCCAUGGCUUACUAUGUCAUCAACUACUCCAAGCUUCGUAUUUGGGAGUUUGUGGAGUAUAGUAAGAUGAUCUAUUUGGAUGGAGACAUUCAAGUGUUUGAGAACAUAGACCAUCUCUUUGACAUGCAAGAUGGCUACUUUUAUGCUGUGAAGGACUGUUUCUGUGAGAAAACAUGGAGCCACACCCCUCAAUACAAGAUUGGGUACUGCCAGCAGUGUCCUAACAAGGUUCAAUGGCCUGAGGAGUUGGGCCCUAAGCCUCCUCUCUAUUUCAAUGCUGGCAUGUUUGUGUAUGAGCCCAGCUUGUCUGUCUAUGAUGACCUCUUGAAGACCCUCAAAAUUACCCCUCCUACUCCCUUUGCUGAGCAGGACUUCUUGAACAUGUACUUCAGGGACAUAUACAGGCCAAUCCCACCAAUUUACAAUCUUGUUCUAGCCAUGUUAUGGCGCCACCCUGAGAACAUUGAACUUGAGAAAGUCAAAGUUGUGCACUACUGUGCUGCUGGGUCAAAGCCAUGGAGGUACACAGGGGAAGAAGAGAACAUGCAGAGGGAAGACAUAAAGAUGGUGGUGAAGAAAUGGUGGGACAUAUACAAUGAUGAGUCCCUGGACUACAAGAAUGUGGUGGCUCGUGGUCCAGUUGAACCUGGGUCGGAAGAGGUUAGGCUCCAGCCCUUCUUGGCUGCGCUGUCGGAGGCUGGUGUUGUCCACUACAUGAACGCCCCAUCGGCUGCGUAGUUCUCUGCUUGCUCCCUGUCCUUGAUCUACAUCCUAAUAUGGAGGACUUCAUAUAUAGUAGUGGUGGUUCAAGACUUUGUAUAGGAGAUUGUUUUAGUCUCCUAUUAAUAAUUUCCUAUAUGGGGACUCUCUUUCUUUCUUUUUCUUUAGUUUUUGGGGUCAUGGAUUUUUUCUUAUUGAACUGGCCAUAUGAAAUUAUUAUUUAGGCCAUAUUGAGGAGGUAUUUUUAAUCCUCCUGGGUUUCUGUACAUGCUGAAUUUAUAUAUGAACAAGAAGUAAGUUUUUUUUUUUUAGCUAUA